AUGAUACAUAAUACAUUAAAAUAUAAUUUAUAUUAUAUCAAUAUAUCAAUUGGUUGGUCAAUUGCAUUAUUAUUAUCACAAAUUAUAACUCAACCAUUAGGUUAUAAUAGUUUAAUGAAUCCAUCGAUUACAUUAUCAUUAGCAUUGAUUAAUAAAUUAUCAUUUCAUUAUGUAAUUCCAUUAACAAUUAUACAAUUAAUUAGUUCAUUAUUAUCAAGUUUAAUGAUUUAUUAUCUAUAUUAUUAUAAUUAUAUUAGUAUCCAUGACAACAUAAAAUUGAUUAUAUUAAAUCAAUUUAUAAUAACACCUAAUGGAUCACAUUUAAUAUGUUUUAUUGAUCGUUUAUUAUUAACUAUCAUGACAACAAUAUUUAUUUUAUUAAUAAGGGAUGAAAGAAAUGAUAAAAUACAAAAAAAUUAUCGAUUAAUUUAUAUAAUUCUAUUCACAUCUGGACGAAUUACAUCAUUAUCAAUGAAUGCUGGUACAUCAAUUAAUCCAAUACGUGAUUUAGGUCCAAGAAUAACAAUUGCAUUAUGUGAAUUAGGUUUGGAUGCAUUCAAAAAAGAUCAUUAUUAUUUUUGGAUUCCAAUUGUAGCACCAUAUAUUGGUUCUAUUAUUGGUGCAAUAUUUUAUGAAUUAUUAAUUGGUGCUUAUUUAAAUAGAAAAACAGUUGAUAAAUUACAAAAUACUAUUGAAAUACCACAAUCACGAAUCAUUUCAUCAUCGUCACCAUCAUCAUCAUCUAUCGUCAAGUAUGAAUUCAAAUGUAUCAACACUUACCUCGUCAAAUGA
Molecule: messenger RNA, 792 nt
Organism: Schistosoma mattheei
Lineage: Eukaryota; Metazoa; Platyhelminthes; Trematoda; Strigeidida; Schistosomatidae
Source: the annotation of a GenBank genome assembly